This is a messenger RNA of Chaetomium fimeti, 2712 nucleotides long. RefSeq lists its product as uncharacterized. Gene Ontology annotation, biological process: transmembrane transport; monoatomic ion transport. Gene Ontology annotation, molecular function: monoatomic ion channel activity. Bases 114 to 2291 code for a protein of 725 amino acids. The transcript is spliced from 5 exons. Gene Ontology annotation, cellular component: membrane. The record is from RefSeq and is a predicted model, not a curated record. Lineage: Eukaryota; Fungi; Ascomycota; Sordariomycetes; Sordariales; Chaetomiaceae.
AGGAGCCGGGCCGAGUCUCAUUUACGGAAUUAUUUUUACUUUCCCUUCAAGUUAAUUACACAGUACCUGCCCCCCAACUACCGAGGUACAUAAACCACUUGCAGCUGUUCGCGAUGCCGAUCCGCGUCAAGUCGAAACCUGCACAGGGUUCAGAACCGUUGCGAACCCCUUCGCCCACGGGUUUCCAUCGCCAAGAUCGUCGGAUUGCGGAACUCCCCGACAUCCACGAUGAUGACUGCUUCCGGGUGCUGGUCAAGAAACUAUCCGUCUAUAUCGCUAGUAUCAUUCAGUUGCCCUUGACUUUUGAGCAACUCAGGACCACUGGCGCCGGCGACAGUCUGCCCGCCUUGGUUGACCACCUGGGUCGCAAUUGCACUCAUCCCGCCAUUGUGAACGCUUUGCUUGCCCUAAAAUGGCAUUACGGCGCCAUCACAGAAGACAAAGGGCUGCACGAGGCUCGGGCUAACGCCUGCGAGAUCGUGGCCUGGCGCUUCUUGACCCAUCUGUCCGAGAGGGAGGCUGUUGACUAUUGCCUCUACGAGAUUCCUGACACCAAGGACGUAGAUACGAGUCCCACCGAUGAGGAGGCCGCCGUUGACGAGCGCAGCUCUCUCCUAGGCCGGGCCCUGCGUGACACUGCAAAUUCGGCCCGCCAGGCUUUCAGCCCGACAGGGGCCAACAAACGCAACAUGCUCCUGCAUUCCAUCUCGCGCCUUACCAUGAGCAUGACGGCUGACCUUGACGAUGACGAGGAGGAGGAUGAUCCUACCGCGCACUUCACCAACCUCAAUGCCCUCGAGAUCGCCGCCAUUGCUGACGCCAAGCGCUUUCUCAGCCAGGGCAUCGUCCAAAAGAUCAUUACGGGAAUAUGGAACGGCGAUAUCAUCUUCUGGGAUUCCCUCUCCGUCCACUCGGUCAAGAAGCCGCGCUUCUACAAGCCCACCACCGCCGACCCCUUUUCGCGCCUCCGCGUUCCCAAGUACCUCAAAUCCUUCGAGGUCCUCUUCUUCGCCAGCUUCCUGUUCCUCUACUAUGCCGUGCUGAUGGAGCGGGACCCUACGCGCAUUACUACAUUGGAGGUCUUUUUGUGUCUCUGGCUUGCUGCCUUUGCCUACGACGAGCUGAGCGAGUGGAUAGAUGCUGGGUCGAUCUUUUAUGCUGCAGAUGUUUGGAACAUUUUUGACAUGGCCAUGAUAGCAAUUGGCUUCACCUACUUCGUUUUGAGGAUUGUUGGGUUGGAAACCGGCAACGCUCGCCUCGUUGACCUCGCUUUUGACGUUCUGGCUCUCGAGGCGCUCUUCAUGGUCCCUCGCGUCUUUUCCAUCCUUAGCCUGAGCCCGUACUGGGGGACCCUCAUCCCUUGCCUGAAGGAGAUGGGUAAAGACUUCCUCAAGUUUAUGGUGCUUGUUGUCGUCAUCUACCUCGGGUUUCUCACCACCUUCUCUCUGGUCGGCCGCGAUUCCUACUCCCUCAACAAAAUGGCUGGCUUCUUAACACGCAUCUUUUUCGGAUCGAGCGGUGUCGGCUUCGACAUCAUGCACAACAUCGACCCCAUCUUCGGCCCACCCCUGAUGAUGCUCUUCGUCACGCUCAGCUCCAUCCUCCUAACGGGCUCCCUGACGGGUAUGCUCUCUAACUCGUUCUCGCGCGUCAUCACCCACGCCCGCGAGGAGUACCUCUACGUCUACAGCGUUUACGUCCUGGAAGCAUCAACUUCCAAUCGCCUAACCCACUUCUACCCGCCCUUCAACCUCCUCGCCCUCGUCAUCUUCCGGCCGCUGCGCCUGUUCCUCCCGUCGGACAACAAGUUCCGCAAGGCCCGCAUCCUGCUUCUCAAAGCAACCCACCUCCCCAUCGUCGCCGUCAUCGAAUUCUACGAGUGGCUGCACGGCACCGCCGGCAAGGGGACGCAGUACACCGGCUUCCGCGGCCCGCGCCACGCCACCAUCGCCAGCCCGAACCCCUCCCGUCGGCCGCACCACCAACACAACAAGCACCAGCACCACGCACAACCCCCCGCCUCUCUACGCGGCGACCUCUCCUCCGCAUCCACGCUCACCCUCCCCCGCCCGCCACCGCCCCACGCUACCGCCUCCACCCUCUCCACCACGACGGCGGCCGCCGAGCCGUCGGCAUCCUCUUCCUCCUCCGCGCAGCAGUACGAGCCGGCGCCCGAGGCCGAGGCGCGCAUCGCCGACCUCGCCGCCAAGAUCGACCGCCUGACCGACCUGGUCGUCGCCAUGCAGGCGCAGCAGACCCGCGGCCUGGCCGACGUCAGUCCCGGGCCUUGAUGCUUUUCGCUUACCGCUUACCGUUGCCGGCAGGGAGGUACCUACCUAGGUAGGCGGAUGGGGGGGGGGGGGGGGGGGGGUUGUGGUCAUUUAGUUGGGUUUUGGCCAUAUCUAUCUGUGUCUGCGUUUAUCCCAACCGUUCGUCUGUGGUCUUUGUCGUUUUGUUUUGGUUAGAGAGGGGAGAGGCAUUCAUGAGCAAUCAUUUUGCGUGGUGUUGUGGGCAUUGCGAUGUGUUUAAUCACUUGGCUUAUUUCUUUUGGGAUACAUGUCAGCGCUGGGUGGUUUGCAAUGUUUUCUAUGAAGGGAGAUUGAGCUUAUGGUAAACAUGGGAUGCGAAUAAUAUUUGUUGAUUCGGCAGUCUGCAGUAUUGUAAUGCAUUGGUGUGAUUUGACUCCAGGUUGAACAACGUAAUAGGUGUUAG